Messenger RNA from Bipolaris oryzae ATCC 44560, 243 nucleotides. RefSeq lists its product as uncharacterized. The transcript has a single exon. The record is from RefSeq and is a predicted model, not a curated record. The annotation marks the transcript as partial. Lineage: Eukaryota; Fungi; Ascomycota; Dothideomycetes; Pleosporales; Pleosporaceae.
CUUCCUCCCGCCACCACCAACCCCCACCCACCAACCGCACCCACUCCUCCUUCCAAGACGUCAUCCAAUCCGGCAUCUCAGCCUUCACGGGCCAAACCCCCGCUCACCACCGCCGCAGCGACGCAGCCAACAAGCCCAAGCCGCGCCAAGAGAGUCUGGGUAGCCUGGAUGAGUUUGAGAUUGACGAGGAUGCGUUUAGGCGCGCGCAAGAGGAGGAGGCGAAGAACAGACUUGAGCGUGUGA